AUGUGUAGACUUUCUGGUUAUCACAUCAUGAUAGUCUCGAAGUACCUCGACACUGUCGGAGACUUCAUUAACUUGGAGUCGGUAUGCAAGAAGUAUAGUGGCAAUAUGGAGAAGUUCCACUUCAACCCACUUCCGUUAGAUUGCAAAACAAUUAGGUACUUCCCAAACAUUGAGACACUUCAUUUGUGGAAUAGAGAUGAAGAGAAUUUUGGCAAUGGAUUUAUGACGAACACAGAAGAAAAUGAAGAUUGUGAAAAUGAAGUUGUUUUAAAGAAAGAGUUUUAUCGAAUCAUUGUGUGGUUCAAUGUUGACUUUGAAACUGUUGACAGAAACAAAAAUCGAAACAUCGAAUUUAAAGAUGUCACUUACACUAAAAACAAUAGAGAGAAAUUUGGUAAUAAGAUACCAUUAAGUGUUAGAUCAAUUGGUGAAUAUUGUUUCAGUGGAUGCAGAAGUCUAAGCAGUAUUACAAUACCAUCAAGUGUAACAUCAAUCAGUGAUGAAUGUUUUGGAAAUUGCACCAGUCUCAUCAGUGUAACAAUACCAUCUCGUGUUAAAACACUUGGUGAUGGUUGUUUUAAUGGAUGCGAUAGUUUGAGCAGUGUUACAAUACCAUUAAGUGUGAUAUCUAUUGGUAAUUUUUGUUUCUGUGAAUGCAGAAGUUUGAGCAGUAUUACAAUACCAUUAAGUGUGACAUCAAUUGGUGAUGGUUGUUGCAGAGGAUGCAUUAAUCUGACUAGUGUUACAAUACCAUUAAGUGUGACAUCUAUUGGUGAUGAAUGUUUCAGUUGGUGUUUUAGUUUGAGCAGUGUUAUAAUACCAUCAAGUGUGAGAUCAAUUGAUGGAAAAUGUUUCAAUGAAUGUAUUAAUUUGACUAAUGUUACAAUACCAUCAAGU
Molecule: messenger RNA, 897 nt
Organism: Entamoeba invadens IP1
Lineage: Eukaryota; Evosea; Mastigamoebida; Endamoebidae
Exons: 1
Source: RefSeq, a predicted model, not a curated record